AUGCAGAUGCACCCGCGUGCAUUCUACAUGUCUGUACUUGUCAUCCUUGUGGCUGAUGGCGCUUGUUGCGACGACAAUAGGUGGUACACAGGCCUACGUACUGUGCUUAAGAAUUGCCCACUGGAGUCCUGGAACAGCUCGUGGCAAGAUGAAUUUUUAGAGAAGUUUCGCAAAUGCAUGCAGGAGCAUGCGCUGGCUGCUUUGGAUUCCCUUCUAGCCGACGAUAUUAUACCAGUCUUCGAGGGAUUGGAUUUAGUAAGAUUCCAGGAAGACAGGAACUCUACGGAUAAUUACAGAGAGAGUGAAAUAGGGGAUGAUACCAAUUGGACAGCCGUUAUUGUGAAGCGAUUGUUACGAAUUUUACGCACUCACGUGUUCAAAGUGGACGUGGACCAUUUCACCAAUCAUAUUAUCUCCCUUGUUAACAACGAAGAAACCGACGUAGCUGGCUAUAAGUUCGAAGGACGCAGACGUCACCGUCGCAGACAUAACCACAUGGUGCCGUUGAUGAUGAUGGGCUUCCUGCUGAUGGGUUCGAUCUUGAUACCAAUGGGUUUUCAGUUCCUCGCGGUCCUCGGUGGCAAGGCUUUGCUCCUGGCCAAAAUGGCUUUGAUUCUGUCCAGCAUCCAGGGCCUUAAGAAAAUAGCAACGAACGGCGUUAAUUAUGGACUGUAUCACGCUCAUCCUGUGGCAGAAGGCUGGCACGACAGAAGCCAUAUAGAGCCUUCUCAUUUAGAUUUACCUUUUCCACCGCCGCUUCGUCCCUAA
Messenger RNA from Heterotrigona itama, 768 nucleotides. The record is from the annotation of a GenBank genome assembly. Lineage: Eukaryota; Metazoa; Arthropoda; Insecta; Hymenoptera; Apidae.